Fusarium musae is the source of this 2523-nucleotide messenger RNA. RefSeq lists its product as uncharacterized. NCBI's taxonomy places the organism in Eukaryota, Fungi, Ascomycota, Sordariomycetes, Hypocreales, Nectriaceae. The transcript is spliced from 4 exons. The coding region runs from base 1 to 2523 and encodes 840 amino acids. The record is from RefSeq and is a predicted model, not a curated record.
AUGGCUUCUCAUGGUGGUAACAUGUUGUCCUUGGCUAACGCUCAGUCUCUUCUGGCCGGCAUCGUUGCUACUGCUCUCAGCACGCUCUGCCUCACCUCAAUUUUCUCCAGCAAGAGCCAGGACGAAAGCCCAGGCUUGAUCAAAUCCUUUUUCCUUUUUUUCUACUCCUCCUUCAUCAAACCCCACCAGGGCGGUAAAAAGGGCAAUCAACAAGAUGCCCUUGAGAGCUUCUACAAGAAGCAAGCCGGGGCUUAUGAUGCUACCCGAAAGGUCCUACUCCGUGGACGUGAGGACAUGCUGGCCCUUGUUGCCGCGCAGAUCCAGGCAAAGCUGACGGAUGAUGCGCCUAAGAAUGGCAACAAGAAUAAGCGAAUCUGGGUUGAUAUUGGCGGUGGCACUGGCUUCAACAUCGAGGCCAUGGGUGCAUUCGUCGAUGUCCCUACCUUCUUCUCGAGCGUAUACCUCGUCGACUUCUCCCCUUCUCUCUGCGAAGUGGCACGAAAGCGAUUUGAACGCCUUGGCUGGAAGAAUGUCAAGGUUGUCUGUGAGGACGCUCGCAAGUUCCGUCUUGAGGAUUAUGAAUCUGGGAUGCCUUCAAAGCCAAUUCCUCCUCGUUCCCCUGCUCUGAGCUAUUUUGACAAGCCUCGCCCCGACUUUGGUGGAGCGGACUUGAUCACCAUGUCUUACAGUUUGUCCAUGAUUCCCGACUACUACUCAGUCAUUGACUCUGUGAUUUCUCUUCUCUCGCCCCAGGGCAUCGUGGGAGUGAUUGACUUCUAUGUCCAGAACCAGGUUGAUUUUGCCUUCCGAAACUACACUGGUGGUCUUGUCGACCGUCACGUCAACUUCUUGUCCCGAAGCUUUUGGCGCUCUUGGUUCGAUCUUGACCGGGUUGGUCUUGAGCCCAGUCGCCGAGACUACCUCGAGUACAAGUUUGGUACUGUUCUCAACGUCAACACUCGCAACAAGGGCCUGGGAGCUAUCCCCUACUACAUCUGGCUCGGAUGCCACAAGAAGCCUUUCUCGUCGUCUAGUCUUCCCCACGAGAUUGUUGAACGCAUUGACGCCCUGGUCACAGAGUCCCCUUAUCUGUACCCCGCCAACCACGGAGAUGCCCUGACUCGAGCCGUUGAAAGGUCUGCUCCUGAGAUUCGAUCUAAGGCGUUCCUCACUGCAGUUCAGAAUCUGUCUUCCAACCUCCCUCUCCCCUCGUUCUUCUACCAGAAUCACCAUUGGCGCAUCUACUAUGAUGAGCAACUCCCCAAGCACACUCAGUUCAAGGACGAGUACAUCUACGCCUUCACCUGGGAGGAUACUCGUGUUGAUGAGCGUCUCUUGAAGCUUGGUGCUGACGACAAGGUCCUGGCCAUUACUUCUGCUGGUGACAACAUUCUCUCGUAUCUCCUUCAAAGCCCUGCCCGUGUUCAUGCUGUCGACUUGAACCCCACCCAGAACCACUUGCUUGAACUCAAGGCUGCUUCUUACACUGCCCUCCCGUAUGAGGAUUUCUGGAAGAUUUUUGGAGAUGGGAAGCACCCUCACUUCCGUGAGUUGCUCAUCACCAAACUGUCUCCUCACCUUUCUGGUCGCGCAUUCCAAUACUGGCUCAAGAACGUCCAUGUCUUCCAGAAUAGCAGUGGUUACGGCUUAUACGAUACCGGAGGUUCUCGCCACGCUAUCCGUGUCUUCCGUUGGAUUGCACGAAUCUUUGGUCUGCAGAAGGCUGUGAAGCAGCUCCUUGAGGCGAAGACUCUGAAUGAGCAGCGAGAGAUCUGGCGACGAAAGAUCCGCCCCGCUCUUCUCUCUAAGCUUGUCUGUAACUUGGUUGUCUCUCAGGAGAGCUUCCUCUGGGCUGCUCUUGGUGUUCCUAAGAACCAGCUGGCCAUGAUUGAGGCUGAUCACGCCGAGUCGGACCUUGUGAAGGGCCCCAAGCCUGCCGCCAAGAACACUCGCUCUCAUGCUAUUUGGCAUUACAUGGUCAACACUCUUGACCCUGUCGCUGAGGAGACUCACAUAGCUGCUGAUAACCCUUACUACUAUGUUUGCAUGGAUGGCAAGUUCUCUCCCAAGUGCCACCCUGAUUAUCUCAGCCCCAAGGCCCACGCCAAGCUCUCUCGCCCUAAUGCUCUUGAUGGUCUUCGGAUUCACACUGAUGAGCUCGAGGAGGUUAUUGCACGCAUCACCCCUGGUACUCUGACUGUUGCCGUCGUCAUGGAUAGCAUGGACUGGUUCGACACCGGAUCUCGAGCCGCCGCUGCCCAGAUCACUAAGCUCAACCGAGCUUUGGCUAUGGGUGGUCGUGUUCUGCUCCGUUCUUCGGCCUUGACCCCAUGGUACAUCAAAGAGUUUGAGGCUCAUGGUUUCUCACCCAAGCGACAUGGUGCUCGUCUCGAUGGAGCCUGUAUUGACCGUGUCAACAUGUAUGCUAGUUGCUGGAUUUGCACCAAGUCGGAGAACUUGCCCCCUCCCACCCCCGAGAUGGAUCGUGCUGGAGGCUCUGAGAUUACUUCUUUGACUAUCUAA